Molecule: messenger RNA, 1615 nt
Organism: Pseudophryne corroboree (corroboree frog)
Lineage: Eukaryota; Metazoa; Chordata; Amphibia; Anura; Myobatrachidae
Gene: PPP1R8
Product: protein phosphatase 1 regulatory subunit 8
Exons: 7
Coding region: 229-1101 (290 amino acids)
Cellular component (GO): nuclear speck
Molecular function (GO): mRNA binding; protein binding; protein serine/threonine phosphatase inhibitor activity
Source: RefSeq, a predicted model, not a curated record
GUCCAGGGCAGGGAAGCCCCCUCCAGGUCUGCACCUUGAUGUUGUUAAAGGAGACAAGCUCAUAGAGGGAUAGAUGCCUCAUCGCUUGGAGAGUGAUAAAAUGGAGAGAGAUAAAGUACCAGCCUAUAAGCUCCUACCUGCCAUGCUACAGGCUGUGCUUGAAAAAUGAGUUAGGAGAAAUUGAUUAUUGAUGAGAAGAAAUACUACCUGUUUGGAAGGAACCCUGACAUGUGUGACUUUACAAUCGACCAUCAGUCUUGUUCCAGAGUUCAUUCUGCUCUAGUCUACCACAAGCAUUUGAAGAGAGUCUUUCUAAUCGAUCUCAAUAGCACCCAUGGAACAUUUCUUGGUCAUAUCCGACUAGAGCCCCACAAGCCUCAACAGAUCCCUAUUGAUUCCACAGUUUCAUUUGGCGCUUCAACACGAAUGUAUACUCUUCGUGAGAAGCCUCAAACUCUUCCAUCUGCUUUGAAAGGGGAUGAUAAAGCUGGAGAUGAUGAUGAGCUAAAAGGUCUUCUGGGCCUUCCAGAAGAGGAGACCGAGCUUGAUAAUCUAACAGAGUUCAACACAGCCCACAACAAGAGAAUAUCGACACUUACCAUUGAAGAGGGUAACUUGGACAUCCAGAGGUCUAGGAGGAAGAAGAGGAAUUAUCGUGUCGCCUUCAGUGAGGAUGACGAAAUUAUUAAUCCAGAGGAUGUGGACCCUUCAGUUGGACGCUUCAGGAAUAUGGUGCAGACUGCUGUCGUUCCUGUGAAGAAGAAAAAAAUGGAAACCUCUGGAUCGCUCAGUCUAGAAGACUCUGUAGGGCGUCGUGUGCAGAACUUUCCAUAUUCUGGAGGCUUGUAUGGUGGUCUCCCUCCUACCCAUGCUGAAGCUGGAGCACAGACUGCUGGUGGCCAUGGUACAGCAUUAAUGGGUGGCAUGCCAUUCCCCAACUUGGCACCAGAUGUGGAUAUUGCCCCAACCACACCAACAGCUGUCCCUAUCACAGCAGCACCCACUGCAUCCAGCUUUAUUUCAGAGGCUGUUAAUGAGCCCAAAAAAAAGAAGUAUGCAAAGGAAGCCUGGCCAGGGAAAAAGCCUACUCCUCUUAUAUAAAAGACCCAAGCCAAACUAUGGUGGCACAGAAAUUUCAAAUGGGGAUAGGGACUUUUAAACCGGCGAUUUAUAUUUGUUUUACACUUCUCCACAGAAAUGAGAUCUAUCUUAGUGACCCUUAGCUGGUACAUUAGGGGCAGGGAGUAGGAUAUGUCAAUAAAUUAAUCCAUUUAAAUGUUGAAAUAUCCUUUUGAUCUGAACUCACUUUAUAUUAACGCUGUGUCUGUACUCCUGAUGAUAAAUCUGUUGCACUAGAGGAGGAGUACCCACGAUGUGCACUCCCUUCUAUAGCGGUGAUGAGCAUCUGUGCAGUUACCGCCGUGAAUGUGACCUAAAAGUGGAGAACUGCAACAAAUGGACCAAUAUUACCAAACAAACGUUUGCGUGUGUGUAUAUAUAUUUUUUGUUUUGUUCUUUUUGGGAAAUGGUCUAAGUAGACCUGCAUACAUAUGUACAGCUAUGGAUUUUGUAUAUGUGAAUUAGUUUUAAAUAUAUGUAUGUAAAACUUGUUUUA